This is a messenger RNA of Rotaria sp. Silwood1, 297 nucleotides long. The record is from the annotation of a GenBank genome assembly. NCBI's taxonomy places the organism in Eukaryota, Metazoa, Rotifera, Eurotatoria, Philodinida, Philodinidae.
AUGAAAUCAAACAUUCUUGUUGCUAUUUUACUUCUUUAUUAUGCUGUUCUUGAUGAAGCACUUCAAUGUUAUUCUCAUGAUACAUGCUCAACUAAUUGUCCAAAGUUAAGUAAUACAAUAAGAUCUUGUACUGGUGAUGAUAAUAGAUGUUACAAAUCUGCAUUUCCGAGUGGUAUUGCUUGUGGUUGUUCUAAAGAACGAUGUAAUCUUCAAAUCACUGGUUCUUCAAUUCUGGCUAAUGUUUGUUGUGAAAAAGAUUUGUGUAAUUCAACAAUGACAUCAAGACUAACAUUAUAG